GAAAUUCAAACAUUAAACAAUCAACAAUCCAUCCACUCUCCACCAUACCCAUUUCCUCCUUUGUCUCUCCUUCGAUCACCUCAUUCUUUUCUACUCCAAACUGUGUGAAUUGAUGAUCUAUCAUUGGAUGAAGAAAAUGUUGUGGGGGGUAACUUUGAUUGUUUGAUGGGCAAUACAUGCGGUGGAUCUAACGAGGGGAAUCUUUAUAAGGGCAACGAUAAUCAGCCCGAGGAUAUAUAUUCGAAGCAUAGUAGUAAAGCUUCUUCGAGUUUGAGUAUUCCCCCUAAGCCAUUAGUUCCCCCACAAUCCGUCGAAGAAACUGCGAAAACCAAUAACCGUUUGGCUGAUAUUUUCUCGAACAAGCAAGGAAACAUCAUGAAACACGGUAGUGAUGAUCAGACCUAUUUUGUUAUGGGUCAUAAGACUCCCAACAUCCGCGACCUUUACACUUUAGGCCCUAAGUUAGGACAAGGACAGUUCGGGACUACGUAUUUGUGUACCGAGCUUUCUACGGGGAUUGACUACGCCUGCAAGUCGAUAUCGAAGAGGAAGUUGGUUGCCAAGGAGGAUGUGGAUGAUGUUAGGAGGGAGAUUCAGAUAAUGUAUCAUUUGGCCGGUCAUAAGAACAUCGUGACGAUUCAAGGUGCGUAUGAGGAUUCUUUGUACGUGCAUAUCGUGAUGGAGCUUUGCUCUGGAGGCGAGUUGUUCGAUCGUAUUAUCCAGAGGGGGCAUUACACCGAGAGGAAGGCGGCUGAAUUGACGAGGAUCAUUGUUGGGGUUGUCGAGGCUUGUCAUUCGCUCGGGGUUAUGCAUAGAGAUUUGAAGCCUGAGAAUUUCUUGUUAGUUAACAAGGACAAUGAUUUCUCUCUCAAGGCUAUCGAUUUCGGACUCUCUAUAUUCUUUAAACCAGGACAAGUUUUUACCGAUGUGGUUGGAAGCCCAUAUUACGUUGCUCCUGAAGUACUCAAAAAAAAUUAUGGACCGGAAGCGGACGUAUGGACUGCAGGAGUUAUACUCUAUAUACUGCUAAGUGGCGUGCCGCCAUUUUGGGCAGAAACACAGCAAGGAAUAUUUAAUGCCGUGUUGAAAGGGUAUAUCGACUUCAAUUCAGAUCCAUGGCCCCUGAUAUCUGAUAGUGCAAAGGACCUAAUUCGGAAGAUGUUAUGCUCUCAACCUUCACAGCGCCUCACUGCUCAUGAAGUAUUAUGUCAUCCUUGGAUUUGCGAAAAUGGGGUUGCCCCAGAUAGGGCACUCGAUCCAGCCGUACUUUCUCGUCUUAAACAAUUCUCGGCGAUGAAUAAACUAAAGAAGAUGGCUUUACGGGUUAUAGCUGAAAGUCUCUCCGAGGAGGAGAUUGCAGGUUUGAGAGAAAUGUUUACGGCUAUGGAUACUGAUAACAGUGGUGCAAUCACAUUCGAUGAACUCAAAGCUGGAUUGCGAAGAUACGGCUCAACCUUGAGGGAUACAGAGAUAAAGGCCCUCAUGGAUGCCGCUGAUAUUGACAAUAGUGGCACCAUUGAUUACGGAGAAUUUAUAGCUGCAACCGUUCACCUUAAUAAACUAGAGCGUGAGGAACAUCUCAUCGCGGCGUUCCAAUACUUUGACAAGGAUGGAAGCGGCUAUAUUACAGUUGAUGAGCUUCAACAAGCUUGUGUCGAGCAUAACAUGACGGAUGUUUUGCUUGAGGAUAUUAUCAGAGAAGUUGAUCAAGAUAAUGACGGAAGAAUAGAUUACGCUGAAUUCGUUGACAUGAUGAAAAAAGGAAAUGGCUGGAUCGGCAGACAAACCAUGCGAAACAGUAUGAAUGUAAGCAUGAAAGAUGCACACAGUUCCCAAUAGUUUGCAGCCACGCACAUUUUGUACAGAUUGUACAGCAAAGCAACAAGAAGAAGAGGGUUAGUGUGACAAGCAAAACGGCAAUGGGGUUGCUCCCAUGGGACUGUCACCCUAAGAAUCAUAAACAUUGUAAAUUACUACUAAAUUAUUAGCAGUUGCCUUUAAUUUAAUUCCAAUUUAUUUGUAUUUGAAUAUUUUCUAUAUCAUAUCUAAUUAACAUUAAACAUUA
Messenger RNA from Hibiscus syriacus, 2065 nucleotides. Its product is annotated as calcium-dependent protein kinase 26-like. Gene Ontology annotation, biological process: peptidyl-serine phosphorylation; protein autophosphorylation; intracellular signal transduction. The record is from RefSeq and is a predicted model, not a curated record. NCBI's taxonomy places the organism in Eukaryota, Viridiplantae, Streptophyta, Magnoliopsida, Malvales, Malvaceae. Gene Ontology annotation, molecular function: calcium ion binding; ATP binding; calcium/calmodulin-dependent protein kinase activity. Gene Ontology annotation, cellular component: nucleus; cytoplasm. The transcript is spliced from 9 exons. Bases 166 to 1839 code for a protein of 557 amino acids.